ACCAUAACUUCCUCUUCUUGUGCUUUGUGGGGCUCAGCUGCUGAAGAGCCUGCCUAGUCCAUUUAGACAAGCCUGUCACCAGAAUGGAUCAUGAAAUAGUGGGAGGCUUUGUCCUGCUGGCCAUAGUCACUCUGCUAAGUGUUAUCCAGAAUGCCUUUUUUGCUAGCAAAGUGGAGCACGAAAGCAAGAGCUAUAAUGGUAAGACUCUUCAGCGGACAGGAGCCUUUGAACGAGUUUUCACUGCCAACCAAAACUGUGAACAUGCAUAUCCUACAUUUCUUGCUGUGCUGUGGUGCGCUGGGCUGCUUUGUAGCCAAGUUCCCGCUGCCUUUGCUGGAUUGAUGUACUUGUUUGUGAGGCAAAAGUAUUUUGUUGGCUAUCUGGGAGAAAGGACUCAGAGCACUCCUGGUUACUUAUUUGGAAAACGCAUCAUACUGUUCCUGUUCCUAAUGUCUGUUGCUGGAAUACUCAAUUACUACCUGGUCCUAUUUUUUGGAAGUGACUUUGAAAUGCAUAUAAAAGCGAUAACCAACACCAUCUCUCCAUUGCUGCUCAUUCCUUAAUUUCUUUGCAGCAUUAAGGGGUUAGUGUGCUUAAUAUAUCAAUGCCCAGAAGCAGCUAUAAUUCAGCCAUUUAAGAAAGGAACCUAUAACCCUUUUAGAUUGCUGUAAAUCCAAUGCUGUAUGGGGCUUUGCAGCUUGAUUUAAACCUGGUUUUUCCCUCAGAAAAAUGAUUUAUGGUGAACAGUCUGUGUGUGCUAGAAACAGUAAUAACUUCCAGUUAAUUCUUUGGAUUCUUUCUGUAAAUUGUAGCUUGAUAGCUGAUUCCUUGGCUGUAAGGAACAUGUUUUGCUAUUGUCAAAAUUGUACUUUGCUCUCCUGCUGUCACAAAAAUCAGGAGCCUCACACUUAGAUAAUCCAUCCUCACACCUAUAUAAUUUCAUUACAGCUCUCAUUAGUGCAUGAGGACUGCAGAUUGGGCUCUUUGUGGUUGCCUUUGAUAAAUAUUUAUCCAUUCUUUGGGCCUGACAUUUUCCUUUACACAAAAACCUUUUUAAACUGCCACAGCCAUGCAAAGGGGCCUUAGUAUAAAAAUGAAAGCUUAGUUUUAUUUUGCUUUGUAGAUUUAAUAAAGCAGCCUAAAUUGGU
This is a messenger RNA of Gavialis gangeticus (Gharial), 1148 nucleotides long. RefSeq names its product arachidonate 5-lipoxygenase activating protein (gene ALOX5AP). Gene Ontology annotation, molecular function: leukotriene-C4 synthase activity; glutathione peroxidase activity; enzyme activator activity. Lineage: Eukaryota; Metazoa; Chordata; Crocodylia; Gavialidae. Gene Ontology annotation, biological process: leukotriene biosynthetic process. The coding region runs from base 84 to 563 and encodes 159 amino acids. Gene Ontology annotation, cellular component: nuclear envelope; endoplasmic reticulum; membrane. The transcript is spliced from 5 exons. The record is from RefSeq and is a predicted model, not a curated record.